CUCAGCUGGCUCCCUACCAGUUUGUCAGGGAACAGCAAGACACCAGGGUUUUCUCAGAUCACGAUCACAAGGAAAUGUUACCUGUCAGAGCUACGGUAAAAAUCAAAGGAGUUAGAGCAAAAAGUGUGAAGGAUGUCUUACCUGUGAUGAUAUUAAUGGUGAUGAUUUUCCUGCUGCUUCUGUUCUGGGAAAAUGAGUUGAAUGAAGACGUCGUGAACUCGAGCUUAGAGCACUUGCACAUGGACUACCCUAAGGAAGUUCUCGGAAGGUACUGCAAUGCCAAGAUCUUACAAAGGAUCAUCAGGGAGCCCAACAACUCCUGCAAGAAGGAACAUGUCUUCAUCCACGAGAGGCCUCGAAAAAUCAACAGUGUUUGCAAUUCUCCCAAGAAAGUGGCUUGCCAGAACCUUUCCACCAUUUUAUGCUUCCAGAGUGAGAUAAAGUUCAAAAUGACAGUCUGUCAGCUCAUAGAAGGUACCAGAUAUCCCGCCUGCAGAUACCACAUCUCCCCCAUAGAAGCCUUUAUUCUCAUCACUUGUAGCAACAUAGGGCCAGUUAAUUUCCAGGGAUAUGUCAGAUAACUUGAGACCAGUCUCUGAGUCUCUUCCCUGGAGAAGCUGGUUCUCUGAGGCACAGCUGAACAGUGGACGGAGGGUAAUGCUUUAAGUAGCAUGAGUAGCCAGUGGUAAUUCAUCUAUUCUUUCAGUAUUGCUGAGUGGUUUAUUUUAUUGUUUCAGUCAUAAUAAUUAUAAUAACCUGUUGCUGAUUUAAACUAUAAACUCUGUGUGUGUUUUAAUUCCUCGUCCCUUUUCUUUGGUAAUUUGAUGAGAGCCAAGAAUGAGUCCUAGGCAGGAAUCGGGUUAAGGAGAAGUGAUUGAAAACUUCAUGUGAAUGUUUUAGGGCACCACACUCCCCUCUCCACCCCGGUAAUCUUGUAAUUUAUAAUAUUGUAAAGACUCAAAGUUAACGCAAAAAUCCUUGAUGAACUAAAUACCUAAAUCUUAAAUCAAGACCUAACUUGAUGGGGUUGGACUGAGGGCAAAACAAGUUAUGUGAGUUGCACCAGAGCCAGUUCAGAUCCUGUUAUUUAAAUUUUGAUAUUUGUUCA
This is a messenger RNA of Talpa occidentalis (Iberian mole), 1108 nucleotides long. It is a transcript of the gene RNASE12, whose product is annotated as ribonuclease A family member 12 (inactive). The record is from RefSeq and is a predicted model, not a curated record. The transcript has 2 exons. NCBI's taxonomy places the organism in Eukaryota, Metazoa, Chordata, Mammalia, Eulipotyphla, Talpidae. Gene Ontology annotation, molecular function: nucleic acid binding. Bases 75 to 581 code for a protein of 168 amino acids.